Molecule: messenger RNA, 3783 nt
Organism: Coregonus sp. 'balchen'
Lineage: Eukaryota; Metazoa; Chordata; Actinopteri; Salmoniformes; Salmonidae
Source: the annotation of a GenBank genome assembly
AUGAAGGAGGAGAUUGCAGCAGCUGUGUUCUUCGUGGCUCGGCUGGCGAAGCGCCAUGGUAGUUUAGAUGCUGAGAGCAGAGAGAGGUUUGCUGCUGCCCUCACCUCGGCUCUGUUUGACACCUACAAGACCCACUGGUACCCACACACACCUGUCAAGGGACAGGCCUACCGGUCAGUACCCACACACACCUGUAAGGGACAGACCUACCCGGUCAGUACCCACACACACCUGUAAGGGACAGACCUACCCGGUCAGUACCCACACACACCUGUCAAGGGACAGACCUACCCGGUCAGUACCCUCACACACCUGUAAGGGACAGACCUACCCGGUCAGUACCCACACACACCUGUCAAGGGACAGACCUACCGGUCAGUACCCACACACACCUGUCAAGGGACAGACCUACCCGGUCAGUACCCACACACACCUGUCAAGGGACAGACCUACCGGUCAGUACCCACACACACCUGUCAAGGGACAGGCCUACCGGUCAGUACCCACACACACCUGUCAAGGGACAGGCCUACCGGUCAGUACCCACACACACCUGUCAAGGGACAGGCCUACCGGUCAGUACCCAGUACCUUCACACACUACACAUUUCCUCUAUGGUUUUGUCUCAAUGGCUUUGUGUUCAGGUGUGUGUGUAACCCACUGUUCGUGCGUUAGGUGCCUGCGUAUGAACCGAGCCCAGCUGAGGGACCCUGUGUUGGAGAGGGCGUGUGUACGGAGCGUUGUCUGUUACGAGGACCUGGGGUUGCCACGGGAGAUUACCAUCUGGGUCGACCCGGGAGAGGUGUCCUGCAGGUGAGCGCUGCUGUACUGAGCCACUACUGUCCUGGUAUGUCUUACUGUAGCCUCUCGGGCAGAGAUCGUCAACUGGCGUGCCAAAUUCGGCCCACUGGCAUGUACAUUUUUUUGGGGGGGCCCCAAUAGUUUUUGUUUUUAGACAGAAGACUGUAAAAUCACUAGGAAUUCACCUCAAAAAAUGAUCUUGUUUAGGAAAUCUAUUUCCACUCAUAAAUAGACUUAUGUGAUCAUGUACAAAUGUAACUGAGGUUUGAGAUUGUCAAAUACAAUAUCUGUUUGGGCUUCUUGGAUCAAUUUGCAGAGUACAAAUUAUUUAUAAUGAUGUUCCGGACCCCCGACCAUCAGCCUUAGAAACUCGGCCCGACAUUUGGUUAUUAGACCAGGGUUUUUUAAACCUCUCCACGGGGACCCCCUAUUUAAUUUAUUCUACAGCUAUCACACCUGAUAAAACUAAUAUCAAGCCUUUGACUACUUCAAUCCGAUCAGCUGGUUCAGGGCUACAACAUAAUUGUGAAAAGUCUGGGGGUCCCCAAGGAGAAGUUUGAAAAACGUAUUGGUCCAGUUCAGCUAGAACCUCCCUGUUAACCUGGGCCCAGGGGGAGGGGGUCCAGUUCAGCUAGAACCUCCCUGGGCCCAGGGGGAGGGGGUCCAGUUCAGCUAGAACCUCCCUGUUAACCUGGGCCCAGGGGGAGGGGGUCCAGAUCAGCUAGAACCUCCCUCUGCUUGUUAACCUGGGCCCAGGGGGAGGGGUCCAGUUGUGCAGUGAACCGUCCUGUGAACUGGGCCCAGGAGGAGGGGUCAGUUCAGCAGAACUUCCCUCUGUGUAUCACUAGGCUGUCACCACGGGGGAGUUUGUCCGUCAGCUAGAACCUCAUUGCUUGUUAACCUGGCCCGGGAGGUCCAUCAGCUGAACCUCUGUUCUCUGCUUGUUAACUGGGCAGGGGAGGGGCUUACUGUUUGGCAGACAGUGUUUGAUGUUUCCCUGUGUAGGUCGGAAGCGCAGCGUUCCCUUCUUGUAUGAGCUGGCAAGUGGCUGUCACCACGGUGAUGGGGAGUUUUCCCGCCGCAUACAUAAUGCGGUGGAGCGAGCCGCCUCCGACAUCCAAUCAGGUGCUCUGGUUUUCUGUUUUACUCAUGUUUUCUGUUUCUCAGACAACUAUUUGUAUUUCUUACCCUGAUUUAUCAAAUGUGCUGCAACAUGUAUGGGUGGAUUCAAUUAUGCUGAGCUGCGGGAAACCGGUCAAUGGCGCGUGACGUAAAUGGUUAAAUGCGCUGAGGGAAGAGCGCCCUUCUCAAAAUUGAACAGUAAUCUGUGCCGCUUGGUCAUGUUGUCGUCAAGGCAGCAUGGUGCAUCGUUCAGAAACAUCUAUUUUCCAUCAACUAGUUUUCUAACUAGUUUUCACUGGAAGGCAGUUCCCAAUUAACUGUUCUUGUAUGUCUUACUGUAGGACAGGGAUCAUCAACUGGCGUUUUUAUCAAAAUCAAUCACUUUUGCCCUUAAACACAGAAUCCUACUCCUUAUCCACAUGCUUCAUUUAGCCUCGGCUACGUCACUUUUGUUUUGAGCUGACUUCGCCGUGGGCUUUGAACGGGGCACCUGGCUCACGCCUGGGAGGCAACCCUGUUCCAAAACGAAUACAACCACUUUUCACCCGGCGCAAACUCCUCCCACCGGGGUAACCCAGGCCAGAUAAUCGGAUCCAUUCACUGUGAAAAGUGUUUUAAAGCUUUGAUUUGAUCCAAUCAGGAUCUUCCUCUGAUGAGGGCGGGGACACCAGCAUGAGUAGCAGCUGCAGCAGCCUAUCAGCUCCCUGCCCUGCCCUGGGCCCUGCCCCCAACCCAAAACCCAAAACCAUCCCAACAGUCAGCAACCCCAACAGUGUCUACCAGGUAAAUGGAGCUCUAGACGUGUCUACCAGGUAACUAACCAACUAAUGUUAAGCGCUCUGACGUAACGAACCAGCACUGGAAGAAGCUCUACAGUAGGGGUUGUCAACUCUGACCCUCCGAGGUCCGGAGCCCGCUGGUUGUCAACUCUGACCCUCCGAGGUCCGGAGCCCGCUGGUUGUCAACUCUGACCCUCCGGAGGUCCGGAGCCGGCUGGUUGUCAACUCUGACCCUCCGAGGUCCGGAGCCGGCUGGUUGUCAACUCUGACCCUCCGAGGUCCGGAGCCGGCUGGUUGUCAACUCUGACCCUCCGAGGUCCGGAGCCGGCUGGUUGUCAACUCUGACCCUCCGAGGUCCGGAGCCGGCUGGUUUUCUGUUCUACCUGAUCAUUAAUAUCACCCACCUGGUGUCCCAGGGCUAAACCAGUCCCUGAUUAGAGGGGAACAAUGAGAAAUGCAGUGGAACUGGCUUCCAGGUCCAGAGUUGAGUUGGAGGGCUCUAGGGACGUGUGAUGGGGUUUAGAUAAUGUGUGUGGUGAUGGGGUUUAGAUAAUGUGUGUGGUGAUGGGGUUUAGAUAAUGUGUGUGGUGAUGGGGUUUAGAUAAUGUGUGUGGUGAUGGGGUUUAGAUAAUGUGUGUGGUGAUGGGGUUUAGAUAAUGUGUGGGGGUGAUGGGGUUUAGAUAAUGUGUGGGGGUGAUGGGGUUUAGAUAAUGGUUGCGUUCCCCUGCUCAGACAUUGCAUGCCACGUCAUCGACUGCAGUCGGGCACCAGAUGUGGUCCAGGCGUCGUACGAGCUGCAGGCGUCAAUCAUGUGGUUUAGAUACUGUAACUCUUUCUGUUCCAGUUCAGUGAGUUUGCUCCAGUGCCACCCCCUCCGGCCUGGUCAGCUUACCCCAACAGGAAGGCCUUCCCUGGGGACGGCUACCCCCCUCACGGCCCCCCCUCUGGAGCUCUGUUUGCCCAGCAGCAGUGCAGCAGCCAGUUCCGGCCUCCUAAAGGAUUCAGACCCUACAGAGCCGCCUCCUCCUUCACUGGGCCCAGACAGGACAAGUACCACUGGGUCAGCAAGAACCGCUCCUAG